AGGUUCUGUGAAGGGCUGAACUGGACCCGAAUCCCGCUCAGGACAAGAAAUGCGUUUAAUUGAUGAAAAGUUAACGAACUCAGUGACCGAAGAGCUGCGACGUCAUCAGAUAAAUGAAGUCAUUUAAUAUUUCAUUAGAGAGCUUCAGUGCGAGGAGCAGCAUGUUACUCCUGAACCGACAUUGAUGGAGUCGGCCGACCCUGAGGCAUCAUGGAUGCCGUACGCUACGCAGACAACCUGAGGCUUUCUGCAGGGAGGAUGAAGUGGGACAGGUGGAGACGUGCUGGGAUGGACAGGAAGGAGGAUGAUGAAGAGCUGGUGGAGGUGCUGCUGGAGGGCAGUGCUCCAUGGGGCUUCACCCUGAGGGGGGGCACGGAGCAUAGAGAGCCUCUCAUCAUCACAAAGGUGGAGCAGGGCAGCAUGGCGGCUACUGGCCGACUCCGGGCCGGCGAUGAGAUGGUGAGCGUGAAUGCCACUCCCCUCAGCGGCUCCCGGCAGGAGGCCAUCUGUCUGGUGAAGGGAUCCCAGAAGACCCUGACCCUGGUGGUCCGGAGGGCUAAAAUGGUCGAUGUUGUAUCGCCAAGAACGAUGCCGUCAGAAAAUGAGGUUCAUGUGGCGAGGAAUUUCCUCACCAAGAUUUUACGGAGCUCCAUGAGGAGGAACCGUUUCAGGGGAAAAAAUGACCCAGGCUUACGGCCCCAUUCCUGGCACUCCUCUAAGCUGACAGAAGAGGAGUCUGAGCCUGCCGGGUCCAGGGCCACCCCAGCGCCUGUCUGGCAGCCAAAACAUGAAGCAAGAGAGUCAACCAGUCCAGGAAACCAGAAGAAUCAGCAGACCAAUCAGCUCAGCUCAGUGAACAGCAUGGAGAAACUGGAGCGUCCUUCCCAUCCCUACCCACCGGGUUGUCUUUCUCCACCUAAAUACAUCGACAGUUCUGAACCAUUUUCUGGAUCAGGAGCCAAAAGGGACUCUGCCUUCAGCUGUUUCUCUGGCAGCUCCAGUCCUCCUGUUCUUGAUUCAAGCAUGUCUGGGAGGAAAGGUACCAGCACUGAAAACAUUUUCUUCAAGGGCCUUCAGAGUGAAGGACCUCAGCAGAAUGAACGACACAGAUACCUGCAGUCAACCCUCGGGAACGAAGGCUGGGAGGGGUCACGGGUUGAGGAGCAGCCUACGUCUCGGGUUUCCGUUGCAGGAAGACCCAGUGUUGGCCCAGUGUGGCAGGUACCAGAGAAGAAAAUAUCCCAGUCCCCUCCUCCUCCUCCACCGCCCCUGCGCAGUGACAGCUUUGCUGCCACCAAGGUGUUCCCAUACUCUGAAGGGCCUUUAGGUCCACCAAAGAGUCAUGGCAGCUCUUUCGAAAAACUGACAGAAAACAACCAGAACUGCCUCAGAUUUCAGAACCAGCUGCACCCCAACAAACCAUUCUCCUUGUCCAACUGUGAUGUCAGCCAGUCUUUUUAUGCACAAUCAGCUGCCCAUCAGAGGCAAUACAGUGAUGAAAGCCCUUUCUUUCAGCAAACCAGGGCAGCUCCACCAACGAAGACUCAAAGUGUUGGAAGCUACUAUCGCAGCCUCCAAGACCUGCCCACCAAUGCUUUCAGUCGAAAACACAUACGGCACUCCACAGCAGCCAUAACAGGUUGUUCUGCAAACUCAAGUCUGGAGAAUGGAGGACACAACCGGCACUUUGGCCCUGCAGGUAAACAUCCCAUGCAGACCAGUGAGUUAAAGGCCAGCAAAGCUGGGGGGUGGAGAGGGGAGACGAAGAAAUCCCAAUGUAUGACCAGCAGUGAAUCAGGUUUGCAGAGUUCCCUGAAGGCAAACAAUAAGGCAAAGUACCCUACACCUCAGCCCCAGAUGCCUUACAGUGAAAAUAAAGACCGAAAUGGGAAUGGUCUAAACUAUGACCACAAGACGUACGAACUUUCUCUUCAAAGCACAGAAGAGGCUUCAAAGAGAGCUGAAGGACCCCAUAAUGAAAUGAAAAGACUUUAUAUAACACAUCAGAGUAAUGAUCAUAAAGUUGGUCUUUCAAGACACCAAGAUCCUUGGGUGCCUCAAGAAGAUCACAGAAUAUCAGCUCUGAAAACACCACUUCUCCACUUCCUAGCUCAAGAGAGUCAGACUUUGACAGAGAGGCAGCCAACAGCUGCUACAAAGUCUGUGAUUUCCACCCAGGAUGUCUGUAAUACCACAACCACCAGCAUUGGCAAAGCAUGUCGCCGUAGUGACCGCUACGCUACCACCCUUCGCAAGGAGAUCCAGCAGAAGAGAGCCCAACUGCAGAAGAGCCGAAGUGCUGCAACCCUGACCUAUGAGGCUGAGGAAGAAGAUGCAGAAGAAUGGAAGUUCAUGGAAGCCUCUGCUUCCUCAAAUACGUACAAGGACCACCUAAAAGAGGCCCAGGCAAGAGUCCUUCAGGCCACCUCUUUCCAGAGACGAGACCUCGAACCCCUGGGGCCAGAGGCACCCGUUCUUAAAGCAUCCUAUGGGCGAAUAAGAGGACGUAAGCGCUUCCACCCAGCCAAGAGGACACAUUCUUUCUCAGAGCCGGAUAAGAUAGAUAAAGUGGGAGUGGAUGGAGAAUCCCAACGUAGCUCAGAGCAACAGAGAAAGUUAUUUGAGAUCAAACCUGCCUUCCCCAGGCCUGUACUGAAGUCAAGUCAUGGCACAAACCUGAACCCAGACCAAGAUCAAAGAAGCAAACCACAAGAGACCCUUUCCUCUAGAGAAAGUGAUCAGUCUCAACCAAGCACAGACCCUGACGAGCAGAGUCCUGGACAUAAGCAGGUGUUACUAGAACAACAGAGACUGGGUACCUUUGCUGAGUACCAGGCCACCUGGAACAAACAGAAAAAGUCAUCUGAUACCAAAACACAAGGACGAUUUCACUCAGCAGAGAACAUUCUAGAUCCUAGUGCAGAAGAGAAGGCUCUCUGCAUCCAUGAGAGAUCCAGAUCCUCACCUUCUGCAGACGUCUACACACAGAAUAUUCCCUCUGAUUGGAGAGAUCCUCAAGGACAGGAGAGCAGUUUGACCACAAGAGAGACAGCAGGGAGCAGGUCGCCGGACCACAGCCCACAGUUGGUCCCAUCAGUACCCAGAAAUGAGGGGAUAUUUCCAGGCCCUCCUGACCACAGAACCAGACCCGACCCUGCCAGUCCCUCCCACGCUUCCCUCUCCUCUGGUCGUUGCAGCACCAGCCCAAACUCUGAGUGCAAGCCGCCACAAACCCAGAGCCUCUUGCCACCACCCAGGCUGCAUUUAGGUCCAGAAACCACAUCCUCCUCCCAGGAAUUCCACGCCGGCGCCCAGCCGGACCCGGCACGACUGCAGCCUCAGUCCGGUUCUGCUUCUGACAUCCAGCACCAUGCAGCUGAACACCCUUCCUCUGCUGGUCCCACCCAGACCAUUUCCCCUCACCUCAGCGAACAGUCAGGACUAGGAUCUGCAGAAACCAAGGGGGAGCAUUCGACAGCACCACCUUCAUCUCCAUCUCCUUCUCCGUCAGCUGCUUUGUCCCUUACAGGGACGGAUCGAGCCCGCUCUCCUUCGCCCCAGUUCGCUCCUCUGAGGCUGACCGACAAACCGCCGGCCGUGUCGGUGCAGGAUGACCUGCAGCUCAGCUCACUAGCAGAACUACAGAUCCCAGCAGUGAUGGAUGUGAGCAGUCCGGUGAGAAAAGUUCCCGUCAGGAUCAUCCACACUGAGAGCAGCUCGGAUCGGCAGGUCCAAGCCUACCUGCCUCAGAGCAACGAAUCCUGCACCGUCCCCAAACCAUCCACCAACCUGUCCUCUCUGACCGCAGAGCGGACAGAUUCAUCUCUGUUCAGCGCCUACACCCGACAGGACCCACAAGAACCAGCACCAGAUCCAGUGUCAAGCCAGGAGUCAGGUGGAGCCCGAAACCUGGAGGAGGACGCCAAAAGAGAAGAGCUGGUGAGGGACAUCAUGGGCAGGGAUAAGUCUCUGGUGGACAUACUGGAUCAGAGUGGCAGGAAGACCACCAUGGACCUGAUGGAGGGACUCUUUCCACCUGAGGAGAAGAUCCUGGAGGAGGUCCAACUGCGGAGGAGGGCGUCAUUGGGCUCCAGGCUGCCAACCACAAGCAGGAGAGAAGAGGAGGAUGUGUCUGUAUCAGCGUCAGCCUCCCUGGUCCCCAGCUCCUCCUACUACAACACAUCAGCUCCCAAAGCUGAGCUCCUCAUAAAGAUGAAGGACAUGCAGGAGGAGCUGGAGGAUCAGGAUUCUGAGGACGAGCUGGACGUCGAUCUGGCCAGUAAAAAGCAAGAGCUGAUCUCCAGCCUGGCGAGGAAGCUGGAGGUGCUUCGAGAGGCGCGGCAGAGCCUGCAGGAGGACGUGGAGGACAACGAGGCACUGGGUCGUGAGGUGGAGGUCACCGUCCAGCGUCUUUGCCAGCCUAACCAGCUAGACAAGUUCCGCAUGUUUGUGGGCGACCUGGACAAGGUGGUGAGUCUGCUGCUGUCGCUGUCGGGGCGCCUCGCUCGGGUGGAGAACGCCCUCAACAGCUUGGAGGACGAAGCUCCACCAGAGGAGAAGCGAACCCUGACGGAGAAACGGAAGCUGCUGAUGAGGCAGCACGACGACGCCAAGGAGCUGAAGGAGAACCUGGACCGCAGGGAGCGGCUGGUGUCUGGGAUCAUGGGAGCCCACCUGGACGCAGAGAGCCUGGACGACUACAGACACUUUGUGAAGAUGAAGUCUGCGCUCAUCAUCGAGCAGCGAAAGCUGGAGGAUAAGAUCAAGCUGGGCGAGGAGCAGCUGAAGUGCCUGAUAGAGAGUCUGCCGCUCGAUCAGAGGCCGCCGCUUGGACUCUGAUAUUAGGCCUCAUGACGAGGAGACCACAUCUGAAGUGGAGAUAUGGAGCAUUGUUUGCUGUUUUAUGCAUCUUGUUGGUGACUUUCCAAUUAAACUGGUCCUCAAGCUGAGAAAGACAUCUUCUUUGCAGCUGAAUUUCUAGAAAUAAAGACAAAACUACUUGUAGAUCAGGUAGAGAGAUGAAAGAAGAGCCACUUCCUGAGAUCAAACCAUUUGAACUUCACUGAGAGCUGGCUAGAAACCCUAAAGAACCACAUCAUGUUUUCUUCAUGUUAAGCUCUGAUUGCUUUAUUAUUCCUGUUGCAUCCUGAUUGUCCUCCGCUGCUGAACAUGGCUGGAAGUUUGUUAAAUUAUCACCAGGUGAUUUUAAUAUUUAAAGUAAUAUUUUCUAGUAAUUUAUUGUAGUUUUUUAGUGUAAUUUAUUCUACUCCUGAUAUACUCUGUUUUUUUCUUAAAUUAAGUGAAGGUUUAGAUUCAAACAGAGCUGUUCUGUCCAUAAAUGUAUCUGCUGAAUCUCUGAUUUUGGAGUGAAAGUGGUUUGGGCUGAGAUGUGGUUGGACUUUAACCCCAUUUAGAUGCUGCUUCAACAUGUUUUCUCACAGUUUCUCACAUAAACUGCUUUCAUCUGCCAGACCUCCAGAAGGACAAGCUGCAGCAGAGUGAGACGUUUGCUCUACGCGUUUGCUUUAAGAGGUGCCAGGGACUGGUGGCUUCAUGUUUGCUCCUUAAACAUCUUCAAGGCAUUAAAAUGAUAAACCUCA
Messenger RNA from Girardinichthys multiradiatus, 5600 nucleotides. RefSeq names its product protein Shroom2-like. The coding region runs from base 211 to 4839 and encodes 1542 amino acids. The transcript has 13 exons. Gene Ontology annotation, biological process: actin filament organization. The record is from RefSeq and is a predicted model, not a curated record. Gene Ontology annotation, cellular component: adherens junction; apical junction complex; apical plasma membrane. Gene Ontology annotation, molecular function: actin filament binding. NCBI's taxonomy places the organism in Eukaryota, Metazoa, Chordata, Actinopteri, Cyprinodontiformes, Goodeidae.